CACCACCUGACGGAGAGCGAGCGGCUGUGCGAGAGGAGCCAGUGGGGGGGAAAGAGGGAGUCAGCGGCGGAGGAGCCGUACUCAGCAUACCUCAGCAUCACUGAGCAUCUCUCUGCAUCUCUCUGCAUCGCUGAGGAUCGCCGGGGCAUCGCCCAGCAUCACUCACUCAGCAGGUCUCAGCAUCUCUGAGCAUCAUCUCCGACUGUCACUCAGCAUCCCUGAGGAUCUUCCCGUAUUAGAGCAUCUCUGAGCAUCGCUCGGCAUCACCGAGGAUCUCUGAGAACCUUUCCGUUUUACAGAGCGCCUCUGAGCAUCCCUGAGCACCGCUGAUCGUCAGAGAGCGAUGCCGUGCGACGUGCCCCAGGGCUGAUCGCGCGCCACUCGGCCCCUUGCCCGCAUCCCCCUGCUGCAUGGGGGCUCUCUGACACGCACAUCCGCGGCAGAACCCCCCCCACGCCCCACGUCACGCCGUGCCCGAUGCCGAGGGAUGGAUCAUAGCGCGUGCGGCGGCGACGGCGGCGCGAUGGUGGAGAGCGACGAGCGCGCGGAGAGGGCGCCGGCCGCCGCGCUGCAGCAGUGCGCGCUCCUGCAGAACAUGAUCGACAUCUCCAUCUCCAGCCUGCAGGGUCUGCGGACCAAGUGUGCGGCGUCCAACGACCUCACGCAGCAGGAGAUCCGCACGCUCGAGGUGAAGCUGCUGAAGUACAUCUGCAAGCAGCUGCAGUGGAAGCGUGUCGUGCCGGAGGGGGAGAGGUCGCUGGCCCUUGAGGAGUAUCCCCGCCUCGCGGACUGGCUGCGCACUGUCAACCUGCGGCCGGAACUCAUCCAGGCCGUGCCAGCACACCUGUCUCUGGAUGGCCUGCUCCAGAUGGCUGCCCCUCAGGUGCACCAGAUGAUGGGGAGUCUGGGUGCCAGUGGGGAGGAGUGCUCCCGGCUGGCCACCGCCCUGUCCUGUCUGAGGAGCGCUGCCGAAUCAGGGGGUGAGCUGAGAGAGGAUGGAACAUCUUGGAUGUCAGAGCCUAUAAGACGAGACAGUGGCUCAUCCAUCCCCCCUUUGGACCAGCUGAGCUUCCCAGGGGUGCCUCUGCGGCCGCAUAGUCCUUCCCCUUUGGCCCGUUCUACCCCCUUCAGUCCUGACGGCUUCUCAGAGCCCUUUCCCCCUAGCUGUGCCUUGCCAUGCCACUCCUCAACGCCCCCCGUGUCCCCAGCCACAAGGAGAAAGCCUCGCCUGAAGCCCCCUUGCACUCCUCCACCUCCCUCUCGGAAGGUUGUGCAACCCCUCCCCAACAUCACCCUCACCCGCAGCCGGAGUCACGAAUCACAGCUCGGCAAUCGCAUUGAUGAGCCGACUGCUGGAAGGUCUGGAAAGAAAAACAAGUUGCUGAUGAAUGUACAGGUUAAUGGCGGACUUGCCGGUGGUAAUGGGUACGAAGACUCCAUGUCCCGUUCUCCGCUUCUUCCAGGCCGUGGCCCCCACAACUUUUCAGAGGAGCCCAACAGCCUGAAGAAUAGCAUCCCGGGCCGGCGAAGCUCUCCUCAGACUGUCCAACGAGACAUUGGCUUGUCCGUCACUCACAGGUUCUCUACUAAGUCUUGGCUCUCGCAGACCUGUCAGGUGUGCCAGAAGAACAUGAUGUUUGGUGUCAAGUGCAAACACUGCAGGUUAAAGUGCCACAACAAAUGCACCAAAGAGGCACCCUCCUGCAGAAUAUCUUUUCUCCCAAUUGCAAAAAUCCGGAGGACGGAGUCGGUGCCGUCGGACAUCAACAACCCAGUAGAGCGCCCAGCGGAGGCCCCACAAUUCGGUACCCUGCCCAAGGCCAUCAACAAAAAGGAGCCGCCACCGGUGCUGAACCCGUUGGACUCCAGCAGUAACCCCUCCUCCACCACCUCUUCCACCCCCUCGUCACCUGCACCCUUCCUGCACAGCAAUCCGCCCAGUGCUACACCUCCUCCCAACCCUUCCCCGAAAGGUCACCGUGACAACCGCUUCAACUUUCCAGCUGCCUGCUACUUUCAGCACAGACAGCAGUUUAUCUUUCCUGACCCCCCCAGUGGCGCCACUCUCCGUCCCGAGGGAACUCACCACCAGCCAGAGGCCGACCCACCGUCGGACGACCCCAAAUUGCCACUGGCGACGGAGGAGGAAGUUGAUGAGGAGGAGGAGAUGGAUGAGGGCGAGGAGGGGCUGCGGGAGGACUAUGACCCAGAGGAGGUGACAGAAGACCAGGAUGGGGAAGGAUUGUCCGUGAGAGUAGGGGGCUCAGAUGGGGAAGGCAAUCAAGAUGAGCUGGAGGAGCUGCCCAGCUCACAGGGUGGGACUGGGGGAACCACCUGGAAGGGGCCCAUCUCGCGCAAACCUAGCCAGACCAGUGUGUACCUCCAAGAGUGGGACAUCCCGUUUGAGCAACUGGACUUGGGCGAGCUCAUUGGCAAGGGCCGCUGGGGCCGCGUGCACCGGGGCCGCUGGCACGGGGAGGUGGCCAUCCGGCUGCUCGAGAUUGAUGGCAACAACCAGGACCACCUGAAACUCUUCAAGAAGGAGGUGAUGAACUACCGGCAGACACGGCACGAGAACGUUGUGUUGUUCAUGGGCGCCUGCAUGGCUCCGCCUCAUCUGGCCAUCAUUACCAGUUUCUGCAAAGGACGAACACUGUACUCUGUUGUGAGAGACACCAAAAACCCGCUGGAUAUCAACAAGACCAGGCAAAUCGCUCAGGAAAUUGUCAAGGGAAUGGGCUAUCUUCAUGCCAAGGGCAUUGUUCACAAGGACCUGAAGUCCAAGAACGUGUUCCAUGACACCAACAAGGUGGUUAUCACUGACUUUGGUCUCUUUGGGAUCUCUGGGGUGGUCCAGGAGGGCAGGCGGGACAAUGAACUGAGGCUACCUCGCGGGUGGAUCUGCUACUUGGCCCCUGAGAUUGUGCGUAGGAUGCGGCCCGGGACCACGGAGGACCGCCUGCCCUUCUCCAGCGCUGCUGAUGUCUAUGCAUUCGGAACCAUCUGGUACGAAAUGCAGGUGCGAGACUGGCCCAUGACGUCUCAGCCCGUGGAGGCCACCAUUUGGCAGGUGGGCAGCGGAGAGGGCAUUAGGAAGCUGCUGAUGGAGCUCAAUCUGGGCAAGGAGGUUAUGGAGAUUCUCUCAGCUUGCUGGUCCUAUGAGCUCCGAGAUCGACCGAGCUUCCUUCAGCUGGCUGACAUGCUUGAGAAGCUUCCCAAACUGAGCCGCCGACUCUCACACCCCGGUCACUUCUGGAAGUCUGCAGAGUUGUAGCCAUCAGCAAAAAAGUCGUCCCUGCUGCCACCGGCACCUGAGACUGGGGGCUCUGUGCCUGCUUCCAAAAUCUGUGGCACAUGCUCACAUUUACACCUGUUUGCGCACCUCUUCACACCCCUGUUCACAGCCACCCCGUACAGCACCCUGACGCUGGUUCUGGAACCUUCCUGCUCUCUAUAAUUUUGACAUCAAUGGGGGCAACUGGAUACUUUGGUUUAACUCUUUAUUUCUUUUUUUUGCACUGCUAUCAACACAGCUUUUGUAAAUGUGAUUCCUUAUUUAUAUUUAUGCACUUUAUUUAAAUUUUUAAAAUUUGAUUUUUAUUGUUCUGGUGGUAUUUGUCUUGGGUCUGGGGCUUUGCCCACACUCCCAAUCUUGGUCUUAGUUGGAUGAGUUAACAGUCGUUCCUUCCUUCCCCAGAAUAUGUUGACCUGCUGCACUUUGCAAUGUGGAACUACAGAAAAAAAAAAUCCCUUUUCAUUUUUUUAUUUGAUUCUCAAUGAAUGAGAUUCAGUUAAUAAAUGAUCGCAGGAGAAAUACGUUGACUAUUUAUGAAGGAUUUGGGUUGUUGCAUUGUCGGAAAGUUAGACGAAAAGAACCGAAAGAAGAAAAGCAGAGAUGCCUUUUUGCUAUUCUGUGUUGUGGGAAUCGUGCAGUUGUGUGUAUGUUAUAAUAUUUAUAAUGAUGUUGAUUAUGAGACACUUUCAUCCAAAGUCCCUGUAAGUCCCUGUCUCUUGGUCUCAAGUUCGUUCUUUCUCUACCAAUGCAACUCCAGUUCUGUACCUCAUCAAGGGUACAACAGAAGGGCCUCUCCAGAGACUGUAAAUGAUAAUGUCCUGGGCUCAAUGACGAUUCCUUAGGCAUUUGUACAGUGGUAGGGGCACAGGAAUCGAAAGACAGAAUGGCACCACACAUACAUUCUUAUCUCAUUAAAAAGUCAAGGCAAAAAGAAUACAUUGACUUAGUAAUACAGCAUUGAAUAACCUUAGACCUGUUACCUCCUUUGCAUUUGUGUGUGUGUGUGUGUGUGUGUGUGUGUUUUGGUUGUCACCGCUGGUAUGUUUGAGUGGUGGUG
This is a messenger RNA of Scleropages formosus (Asian bonytongue), 4352 nucleotides long. RefSeq names its product kinase suppressor of Ras 1-like. Gene Ontology annotation, cellular component: cytoplasm. Gene Ontology annotation, molecular function: protein kinase activity; ATP binding. The record is from RefSeq and is a predicted model, not a curated record. The coding region runs from base 488 to 3274 and encodes 928 amino acids. Gene Ontology annotation, biological process: protein phosphorylation; Ras protein signal transduction. The transcript is spliced from 20 exons. Lineage: Eukaryota; Metazoa; Chordata; Actinopteri; Osteoglossiformes; Osteoglossidae.